Microbotryum saponariae is the source of this 1820-nucleotide messenger RNA. NCBI's taxonomy places the organism in Eukaryota, Fungi, Basidiomycota, Microbotryomycetes, Microbotryales, Microbotryaceae. The record is from the annotation of a GenBank genome assembly.
AUGCUUGCAACAAACAAACCGGUAGCUGAUGUCGACUCCGGCCGCAAACUUGGGAGACUUCAUUCGAGUAUUGAUGGCAGUGCAGACUGUGAUCCUGACAGGUGGAGUCACCGGCGGCAUUGUCGAAGCUGCAAACGCUGUUGCAGACGUGGUACGAGGCUACCAACGGGAAGACCAACACGGACAAGACGCUGGUGUUACCACUCGGACCGAACUGGCUUCGGGACGAGACUGCGCAGGCGCUGCCAACGGUGCAGGAGGGGGAGAGCUUCAAGUGGUGCAGCUAUGCCUUCUUUUGCCACGGUGACUCGAAACUGUUUUGGACCCAUGUUCUUGACAGGAUCAAGGCCAAGACCCGCGCCGCUCGAGACCGGACACUUUCGCCGAGUGGGAAGGUUUUCUAUGCCAACGCUCACAUCAUCUCGACGGUCCUCCACGUACUGUCCUUCGACAUACCGCCUCAAUGGUUCAUUAAGGCGGCGGAGACGGCACUUACGGACUUUGUCUGGGGAGGAGCAGGGCGAAAUACCGUCACUCGCGAUUUCGUGUUCCAGGCUCGGGAGGACGGUGGCUUGGGUUUGAUUUCGAUUGGCGACAUCGUUCAUUCGGUGACGCUUCGAUUUUGGGAUGCUGUGGCGGGCUCGGACGAGGCGAUCUGGGCGCCCCUAGCUCGCGAGAGCUGGAGGUGCCUCGUCGCUGCGACCCGCGAUUUCAGUCCGUGGGGGUUCUUCAGCAGCACGGCUCGGGUCGAGAAGCUGUAUCGCGACUCGACGCGCUGGGGGGCAGUCGUUGCAGCGGCCAGGGUCACAGUUCCAACCAUCAAGUCCGAACUCCUUACACUUCCCGAAUUGCUCUCGCUUCCGCCUCGCCUCCCUUCGCUCUAUGCUGAAGGUGCCCAGCACGCAUAUGACGAUGCGGACGCGGUGGCGAAGUUUGCGCAGAUCGCGGACCUGUACUGGAGGGACGAAGGGAAGGGAUGGGCUCUGGUUGGUCAUCGACGCGGGUUCUGGCAGCACUCUAAGGAACCCGCCCUACAGCACGAGCACGUGUGGUCGCGCGUGGGUCAGUUGCUCAAGGCGAAAGUGUUGCUGCCCAAGACUGCAUUGCGACCUGCUCGGAUACCUCUCAAGGAGGCUCCCCGUCCUCGGUGCUUCAACUUCUUUGGGCUCUCCCGACCUUUUACGAUUCGCAAGCUUCGUCGGCUUGUGAACAAGGUGCGGUUCCCAGGGAGGGAGGACCGUGUCAAGCGUUUCCCUGAUGGGACUUCUCAGAGCGAUAGGAAGCGCUUCUGGAGAUGGCUUCAUGACCGGUUCGCGUCUGCUGUCGAGCAGGACACCCACUGGCGGCUCAUGUACGACGUGACACCGACGCGCAAGAGGCAGCAUACUCAGGGUCAUGCCUCUUCGCCGACGUGUCUGUUCUGUGGCAACGAUGCAGCGGUCAUCGAGACGGUGUCCCACUACUUUUUCGAGUGCGCGUACUCGACCAGCUUCUGGGGUGGGGUGCUACGCAUUCUGCUUGACAAGCUCGGCAUCGAGGAUACCGACGUCGAUCCGUCGAUGUUCACUCCGGAGCAGCUGACUAUGGGGCUCCCCCUUUUGCGGGGUCGUGGGAGAACGACCUCGAAAUGGAUGUGGGUUCGGCUGGCCUGCGUGAUCGGCUUCCAGCGGCUGCACCUGCUCCGCUGGCGCGUUCAUCAGCGGUUCGAGCUGGACAACGUCGUGGCCCCUCCCUCGCUUCCCAGUGCGCUCAGAGCGUUCGAGCGAGAUUUUCUCUCUCGAGCGGGUUUUGUGCCUGGGGUUCGAGAUUGGGAGGUGUGA